CCUAACGUUUUAAGAAAGAAAACAGACGAGAAAGAGAGAGAGAAGAGAUGGAAGCAGAAGCAGAAAUUCUGCAACCUUUCCUUCUCCAUUUCUCAGACCUCCUUCUCCUAUCUUCUCCUCCUCCUACUUCGGACGAGGCGGAGCUCAAAAGGCUCGAAUCAUUGUCGAGAAGCGUCAUGGAAGCCCUAGGGCCCACAGGUCCAGGUCUCCUAUCCAUCGUAGGAGUCCCAAAAGCUUCCUAUCUACGCCAAACACUCCUUCCCUUUGCUCGGAAGCUCGCCCUACUUAGUCCUAACGCUCUCCGUCGCGUUCUCAAGGACCACAGCUUGGGCAGCGAUGUUCCUUUGAAGAAUCCGGAUAGGAGAGUCUCGUCUUUUGCAUUGCAGUUGAAAUAUGUGCAGGAUCUGAGCUCAGAACUGACUUCUGGCGUAUCAAGACACAAUGAUGAAGAUGGUCAUAUUGCAAAAGAACAACAUCCAAAUGUGAAUGGAUCGCAUGAUUUUCAUGAUUAUGAAUUCAAAAAUCUGGGGCGAAUUUUUAAGGAACUAGGCAUUUGCAUGAUGGAACUUGGACUUCGGAUAGCACAAGUGUGUGAUAAGGCCAUUGGUGGCCAGGAGUUGGAGCAAAGCAUACUGAAUGGAGGCACAGCAAAAGGACGGCUUAUACAUUAUCAUUCAACUAUAGAUAAUGUCAUUCUAAAACAGGCUAGGAGAGGAAAACGAUUUACCAAAGGACCCGCUACUCAUUGUGUUUCACUUCCUUGUGGUUUAACAGGAUCUGAAGACGACAUCCCUAUGAAUUCUGGAACUGGCAAUGGUGGAGAUAAGCAAAUGGCAAUGGAUGGCUUAAACCUGGAAAACUUCGAAAAUGGAGUUGUGUCCUGCCGAACUUCCCUUUCUAACUUGUGGCAACAGUGGCAUUACGACUAUGCAAUAUUCACUGUCCUGACAACUCCAAUGUUUUUGUACCCAUGCUGUCAGCCGACAUCUGAAGCAAAAGACGGGUUUUGCAUAUUAUGCGGGCGGGAGUGCUCACCUCCGAAUGGGCAUACAUAUUUGCAAAUAUUUGAAACUAACAGGAAUAAGAUCCUUCUGGUAAGAUCCCCCCCUGAGAGUUUCAUUGUUCAGGUAGGGGAAUCAGCUGACAUUUUGUCAAAAGGAAAGCUUCGUUCAACCCUACACUCUGUUUGCAGACCAGUCGACCGAGAGGAGUUAAGCAGGGAGACCUUUGUUGUCUUCCUACAACCUGCUUGGGACAAAACUCUCUCCAUCUCAGAGUAUCCUAUGACGUCAGCUAUUACAGGAUAUGAAAACUUGACACUAGAUGGGAAAGUUUCUCGGGUUAAUGAUGAGGAAACUGAAUUGGAUUCUGAUGUUGUUAGCACUCAUCUUGCUGAUAGGGAAUCCCAUAAAAUUGUUCAAGAAAUACUUAAUAUUGUACCGCCGCUAUUCUCUCGCUUAAAGGAUGGGAUGACUUUUGCAGAAUUUUCACGUGAAACUACCAAGCAGUACUAUGGGGGGAAUGGUAUACAGUCUAAGAGAUAGAGAGUUCCUUGGCAUGGAUUUGGAAUUUUACAGCAUCCAUCUACUCAUGGUAAAAGCAUCACAAUGAAGGAGAGACUGAAUCUGGAAAGAUCAAACGCCUCUAGAUAUUUUUCAUAUUACAGUUCAGUUAAGCUUCUCAUAUGAAGAAAUGCAUCUACAUCUGUUAUGCUUCUGCAGUCAUUCGGACAUCUCAUUGUUCUCUAGUCGUGGAAAAGAUAAUAUGCUCCCAUUCAAACUGAGCAGAGGAAAAGGAAAAAAGAAAAAAGAAAAAAGAAAAAAGAAAGAAAAGGAGAACACCCAAUUUGCAAAUCAAGACUCUACAUGGGAACCUUGAAUUUCACGGUUCCAUGCUGAAACACUAAGUUGUAAGUUGAACACAAUCAGCAGCCUUCAUCAGCUUCUACUUCAUUACACAUCUUUCUGCAUCCUUUUUUCUCUGAAUUGGUGCGUAGCUGCUAUCGAGAGUUUGUGUUAUUCCCUCUACUUCAAAGGUCACAUGAUUCACAGUAGUGGAUAGACAUGAAUGGUUAGUACCCAUUCCCAUGCACCUGCAGGCAUUGAAAGGACAUUUACAUAUAUGGUUGACCUUCAGAGGCAGCAGGACCAAAUUUGCAUAAAAGUCUGAGUGAUUGGCAUUCAUAUUUGAAGUAUUAUAUUCAUGGGUUAAUAUAUACAGACCUCAUAUGCAACCAGAGAUCUGCAGUAGUUGGUGUUUGUGAGCACAGUACUGGAUGAACCACAUUCGCUGUCCUUGAGUGACAUUGUUGAUCUAUCGAGCUUGAUUGACCAUGGGAAUUGGUACCCAUUAGGAGUCAUACCCACAUGUGAAGAUGAUCGCUGCAUUCUAACACUUCGAGGGAUGUUCCUUCCUUCCAUUGAUGGCCUCCGCCUGCUUGGUUGCCUUUCGAUUGAAUCUGGCCGUUGCUUUGGUGCGCUCUGUGAUCGGACUUUAGCUCGUGAAGACUCCGUGUUGGCCAUGUAAUUUGGAAAGAAGGGGUAGUCAUGCGAAAUAGAUUCUGCAUAUUCUUGUUGAGGAAAACUGAAAGGAGUUUUAGUUGGAUCGGGUUUGGACACAGCUGAGAAGAACUGGGGGCUGCUCUGUGUCGUGGUGAAUGAGUACUCAUCAAAAUGUCCACUACAGGCUCUUGGGGUCAGAUCGGUCAAUGCAGAUGGUGCAGGUGAAAUCUGGAGUUGUUGUUCCAGUUUUGAAUAUGGACAGUGUUCGGCAUAUUGUAUUGAGAAUCUGGGAUCUGCUCUUUCAGCAUGUGUGGUUGAGUAGCUGUUCCUGCCCUUUGAAUUGCCUCUCACUUCUCCAAGAUCCAUCUCCACAAUCUUAAUGUUCUCUUCCAUGCCUCGAUCCACCUACAAUGAUGAAGGAGGACCAUGACUUCAAUAGUCUCAAUACUAGCAUCAGCUAAUUGAACUUUCUAGGAUGCUUGGAAAUUAGAAUUUCAAGUCUCAUUUUGCAUCUCUCAAGUCUGAAACUGUUUUGACCGUGUUUAGAUGCACAAAAAUGAAUUCAAUAGCUUAGUUUAAUCAAAGAGAAAAUGACAAAAAAAGAAUGAUGCUCCGAAGUAUUCUUUAGUA
This is a messenger RNA of Magnolia sinica, 3131 nucleotides long. RefSeq lists its product as uncharacterized. The transcript has 3 exons. The record is from RefSeq and is a predicted model, not a curated record. The coding region runs from base 48 to 1544 and encodes 498 amino acids. NCBI's taxonomy places the organism in Eukaryota, Viridiplantae, Streptophyta, Magnoliopsida, Magnoliales, Magnoliaceae.